Messenger RNA from Apus apus (common swift), 9582 nucleotides. RefSeq names its product cilia and flagella associated protein 54 (gene CFAP54). Gene Ontology annotation, biological process: cilium assembly. The transcript has 69 exons. Lineage: Eukaryota; Metazoa; Chordata; Aves; Apodiformes; Apodidae. The record is from RefSeq and is a predicted model, not a curated record.
AUGGCGGAGCCCGCCGGGCCGCCGCUCCCCGCCUCGCUCCCGCAGCCCCUGCCGGCCGUUUUCUUCGGGGCCGUGGCGCCGGGCAACCCGGUGGUAGACAGCUUCGAGGCCGAGCUGCGGGACGCGCUGGGCUUCCUGCGGCGGCUGGGAGGCGCGGGGGAGGCCAAGCCGCAGCAGCACGACCGGCACCGCCGCGGAGCAAAUACUUUAUUUAAUAUUUGGAUCAAAUACAAGCCUCGACUGCCAGAGUGGUAUUUCAAUGAAAAACUUCUGAAAGUUGGUGAUUUCCUUGCUCAGAUCAAAGAAUAUAAGUUGGCACUUCUACAGUGCUAUGGAAGAUACUUUCAGCAGUUUGUUUCUGGAAACCUUGAUGCUAUAAUUGAUGAUGUGCAUCAAUUUAAAUCCACUUUUUUCCCAAAUGGUCUCAGAGACAAAAAUGCAGUACUUACGUUGCGUGCUUUGCAAGAGAGAAAUGUUUGCAUUUAUCAGAUGAUUUGCAGCAGUGACAGAAAUCUCCAGAAUCAAGAGUCCCUGCAGACUUGUUUGAAUGUCUUGUCCUCAUUACGACUCACUAUGCAAGUGGCUCUACCUCAGGAGAAUUUGUGUUGGCUUAUCUACAAUGGUACUAUUCAUAUUUACACCAUAUGCAGACAUUUGAUGAUGAUAGGUCAGUCUGCAAAGGUUCUGGAAUACUUACUGUGGGCCAGUGUAUGUAUGGAAUCAUCCAUUCCACUCUUAUCUGUACGUUAUUUGACAUGGAGAGCCACCCUCUAUACUGCAGUUUCUCAGUGUUAUUUUGAUUGUCAAGCUGGCAUUCACGGAGAGAUAUUUGCUCGCCGUGGUCUGAUUAAAAUUGAUGAACUGAAGCAAUUAGAAAAUAUCAAUUUGCUGGAAAAUUCAGAGGCAAAAAACAUUUUUAGAGAGGCUACUCUAAAGAUGUCAGUAAUGAUUUUCAAGAGAGCAGUAUAUGAAUCCAGAAGAAAGCCAAAAGGCUACUUUCGACCUAAGAUAAGAGUUAACCUGAAAGAAGCACAAAAGUUUGCAUGGCCUCGCACUGCUACUGAACAGCUGCUGACAGAAAUGUUUGAAAGUGCUGCAGCUCAGUUCCUUGCCAUCCUGGAAGCCCUGUCUGAUAGUAGCAGACAUGUGUUGGGCCCUGCUCCACCUCCUCCUGAUGAAGUGGAAAUUUGUGAUGUCAUUUCUGAGCUUUUUUUUGCAGGACUGGAAAUCCUCACAGGGGGAGUGAACAGUACUGAUACUCAACGAAGUCAUCUCAUCAAUCAUUUUGGUAUAAUUAAUGCAUCGUCAACCCUUCUGGAGUUGAUACUAACAGGAGAAGAGGGUGUGUCUGGAGAUGCAGCUGUGAAAUUCAUAAAAUUAGCUUUCAGCUAUGAAGAGUGGGAUGUGUUUGAUUCUGCUGUUGAAUUUGUUGUUAAUUUUCUUCAGACUCAAGAGGACCCAAUAUGGAAGAAAGCUGAAAUGGAACUCGAACUUCUUACACUGAUGCAAGCUUUGCUAUUUCCAAGAAAAAUUAAACACAGUUUCACUAGUACUGACAGUACUACCAAAGAAGCUAGAAACUCCCAGGUUUCUCAAAAGAAUCAAACAUUUAGAAGUGAGUGCUAGCAUGGAGAGCCUUCUCAUGAUAUUAUGAUUUUGGCAACAACAGUAUUUUCCUGUGUCUCCACAUCUAAGCAGAAUAUCCAACCUGACAAAGAAAUACUUGUUGAAGUAAUAAAGUUUUUGUGGCAGAAGUGUAAAACAAGACUUCAGCAAAUCCAGCUGAGUGGAAGUGACUGCUUGAAAUAUAUCCACAGACACAAAGCUUACCAAUGGGUUCACAUACUCUGGAUAAUAAAUGAAACCAUCCAGAGGAGCAGCAUAGCAGACACUAAUAUUGUAAUGCAUGCAGAGGUAACCUUACAUCUAACUGCAAUAUUGGAAAAUGUAGCUGAUUCUGCAAGUAAAUCUAAGAAAAAAGCAGGUAGAAUAAGUGCCUCGCUCUUGCAAGAUGAAGCCUGUGAUAUUCCUGAAAUUCUGAUGAAAAGUCCUACAGAGCUGUUACAAAUUGCUUAUGAAAGUAUUGAAAAAGCAAUUAAUGAAAUGAACACAUUUUGCCUAAUGACCCUUGUGCCAGAUGGAAAGUCAAUAUUUGACAACUGCUGUACAAAGGUGGAGUCAAAUGAUCAGAAUUUGAAUUCUGUUUUGGUAUGUGGUAAUGAUAAGACAGGAACAGGUUUCAUAAUGGAUUUACAUGUGGAGCUCAUUCAGGCCCAACAUCGAGUAUCUGUGAAACUUCUUAAAAUGACACAAGAUGUCCAAAAGGAUGAACAAAGUCUUCAGUCUAGGAAGGCCCAUAGGAAAAAUAUUGAAGAUACCCAUUAUUUAACAGAGGCAGGUAUAAUGAGAAAAAUAAAAAAGAAUAAGCUAUCCAGAGCAAUCUUUUUGAUGCAAAAAGCUGUACAGAAGUUUCCUAAAGAGUUAACCACUUCUUCCCAAAGGCAGCUACUGGAGGAAGCACUGACUUUAAUUGAGCAAGUUGAAGCUGAACAAAGAGCAUUGUAUUACAGUCUCAAAGAAGUUAUGAGCAGCAAGAAAAAAAGCAAAACUCCUCCACCUCCUCUGUUACUUUCAAGAUCACAUUGCUCCAUGACGUUUAAACCAGCCCCCUUCUCUUCAGAUAUUGAAGUUUCAUGGUACAGUAUUUUUGGCUGUGUAGCAGAAGGAAAUAAUAAGAAAGUAAGGUUAAAUAACAAUAAACUUCCAAAUGCAGGAGAAGAGAUACCAGCUGAUGACAAAAGCCUCUUGGAAAUACAUGGCUUAGAUCCCAAUGAGAAAUACAUAUUUGCAGUUGCAGCAUAUUCUUCUGAUGGAAAACUUAUUGGUGAUAGCAUUGGGGAAACAACCAAGCCAAUCCUUGCUUACCCACCACUUUCUGCCACUACUGUUCGAGCCUAUCUGACUCAGGUAGCCUAUCAGACUGGCAACUAUACAUUAGCCAGAGAAGCAUUUUCACCGAUGUGGGAUUAUUUUGUUUCAAAUUCUUCUCCACUGCCUGCCAAUGGAGCUGUUAUUUCUGCAAGCAGUAAUUUGACUACAUCUGUAAACAGGUUACGUUUUGAAGUUCUAUCUCAGACUUCUCGUAUUACCUUGCACCUCUUUCUGAGGAAUAUAUUUGCUGUUUGUGACAUUAAUGUAAUGGAAAGAGCACUCUUCUGUGAUUCCAUCUGUUCCAAUGAGAUACUUUAUAAGGAACAAGUUGCUAGAUUAGCAGAAUGUGAAAGAUUGAUGGUGGCAAUUGGACUUAGCAAUUGGUUGAAUAAUGCACGUUACACCCUGCAGUCUGUUGUACAAUGUUAUGGUCUCCUUGCUCCAAUUAUUUAUCACAAGAUUUCUUCAGUGCAAGUAGUACAGAUCCUCAUUAAAUGCUUGGCUGUCCUUCAAGAAAUUCCAAGUGCUACUUUGCAGAGGAGGCAGGCAGGAUGUUAUGAGAGUAUUCAGCAUAUGAUUGCUUGUACUUCAUUUUAUACAGCAAAGGUAUUACGUUCAUGGAAGGAAUAUGAUCUAGCAGUAAUUAUUGUUAACUAUGGGAAAAAAUUGUUGGAUUCCUCAGCAAGAUCUUCACCCAGUCUGUCAGAAGCUAUGAAAACUGAAGAAAAACAGACUAAGAAAGAAGUUAAGGCUGCUUCUGCAAAGACAUCCCAUUUAGCUGCAAUGCAAAAAGCGACAGAAAAUCUAAGUGUUCUUGAAGCAAAUCUCCUCAAGCUGACAAAACCAGCUUGUAGAUCAGAGCUUACAGGACAGGAAGAUCCUUUGUUCCUUUACCCUGUAAUUUCAUGUUGGACGUCAAACAGUGCUUAUCAAGAAGUGAUGAAAUUCAGAAAUAAUUCGCGUUUUCUUGAGUUCUUUGUUCAAGUUUUGCACAAAAUCAUGAAUGAAGAGAACUUUCAAUGUGUUUUGGAGUGGGCAGGCAAUGUGGAAGAUUACUUGAAAAGGAGAAACGACCAACUUCUUUGUAUCGAUGGAACUCUUCCAGAAAGGAAGGAUAGACACACUACAGGAGCUGCAGGGCUUCAGAAAAAUACGAAGACCUCACCUUUAAAGAAACAAGAGGCAUCAGCUUUGAAGAAAACAGGAAAAGCAGCCUCGCAUUCUAUUCCAAAAAAGGGGACUCUUAGACAGUAUUUAAUGAAAGAUCCAGAUGCACAAAGGAGAUGCGACAAAGAGUUGCUCAAAGUAGCUCAUAACACUUUGGUGAUACUGCUGAAACCAAUUGUGAGUAAUUACUUAAAACAAAAGAAGUUUCAUCAAAUAUGUCUUGAAGAGAUGCCCUGGAGGUCUCAGAUGAAUAUCCAUCUGGCACUUGCACACUACAACUUGCUUAGAAAGGAACUGGAAGAGCAAUAUGGCAUUGAAAUUUGUGGUUCACAGCAUCUGGACAGUUACAAAAUUUUGGAUCCUGAAAUAUUCUCAUUAAAUAACUCUGGCACGGUAGUGGUGAGAGAAGAUGUAGAGAGUAACAUGAGAACAACAACUCCUCCUCUCCUUAAAACAUCAGGAAUGACCAAAAAACAAAUUUGUACAGGUAAAUCUGAGCACAGCAUUAAACUCCGUGGAACAGAUACUCCUGAAACUAAAAGAAAAAAAAAAACAGAAAUAUCUGUCUCUCGUUCCCCCAAAGAACGCAACCAGGUUCUGUCAAGUAGCACUUUAUUGGAGCGUUUUACAAAAAUCUUCUUGCAUUUAAGAAGAGCAGUGGUUCUUGCUCACCGUGGUGGCCACUGGACUUUGCUUCAAAAUGCUUGUCGAGAACUUUGGAACUAUACUCAAGAAUUACAACUGAUUGCUAAUCAUUUACAUUCCCAUAUGGGUACAUUUCCCAUUACCAGGACUUUUCUUCAGAACACCAUAUGGUUGCCAUUUUAUUUGGCAUCAGACAUGAUCAUUGAUAUGAUAACUGAACUACAAGCAAGCAGGUCUCUUAAGAUUGUGGAUCCUGAAGGAGACUUCUGCAUCCCCAGUUGUUUAGGAGGUAUUAUGGAUGAGAAUGGUGGAUCUAAUCUUCAUCCACAGUCUCCCUUGGACGAUGUGAAUGUGGUUGACUUGAAAUGUAUAUGUAAUCUGAUUCUUAAAACAAUAGAAUUGUUAUAUCAACUGGAGAAGUGGGAAGCACUGGUACACAUAGCUGUACAAUUUAAUAUAUUUACGCAUGAGAGAUACACAGAACAAGUGAGUCCACUGCUGGUGUAUGCUCAGAGGCAGCUGCUGAAAAGGAUGCAGCAAUUCAGUGGCCCAGAGAGCCAUGAAUCUCAUUUCAUAAAAUCUGUGUCUGAUAGUGCACAUAAGAUGAGCUGCAGAAAUUACAUUGAGCAGAAAUUACAGCUGCCUGUUGCCUGUUCUCCUCGUGAACUGAUUAUUCCUGAAUGGUUCUUCUCUCCUGACAUGCAAAAGGAUUAUACAGAUUGUAAUCAAGCCAAAGCCCUCGUUUAUGUACCUCUUGAUGUGAAUGAUACACUGAAAUGUUUUAGAGAAACUCUACAAAAUUCUAAACAUCACAGCAGAGCACUGAGACACAGCAGAAAGCUACUUUCAUUACUUCUUGCAUACACACAAGAAAACCGUGGAAAAGCAAUCAGCAGUAAUAUCACUUCAGAGAGAAGGGUGACAUUUAAUAUGGGAGUUGAACUGACAUUCCUACCAAUACCAUGGGACCUUGCACGAGAAAAUUUUAUUUCCUCCAGUAUGGUUGAGAGUAAACCAAUGCCACCAUCGCAGUUCUCAGUAGUGAUCUCUUCUUAUGAACAAACAAUUGGAAUCCUUGAAAUAAACAACCAGAGAGAACUCAAGGUUCAGGCUCUACAUGAACUUGGAAAUCUUCAUUUUUAUGCUGGAAACAAAAGAGCUGCUUUUAAGUAUUGGUGUCAAGCCCUUGAUGAAACACUCAACAUUGCUGAUGCUCUCAACAACUGGGAAGAGUUAGGUUUUCAAAAAGAUGCUACAUACUGGUUUGCAGUUGGAACAUCUACUGAUACUAGUCAGAAAUUUCUUUCUCAGGCUGGAGUUUGGGGUUGUUUACAUGCAGCAGUUUUAGUGGCUAAGAUAGCUCAGUAUAUAACAACAUCAAAGAUGAGAUUAAGAAUGAAAUACUGCUAUUUUUCUGCCAUACUUUUUAAGACCCUGUUUAGAGCUUCUCUUCCACAUCCAACAUCUGACUAUGACUUCGCACAAUAUGAAACAAAUAUGCUUAUUCCUGGUAUCGACUUGUUCUCUGAUCGCUACAGAGCUGAUAUCUCUACUGUAGUUGCAAGUCUGAAUUUCCUUAUGGUGGAACUACAUUGUGCAAAACAAAAUUUAGUAAUUUUACCAUUGUUCACAUUAUACCAAUACUUUGUUUCUGAGAUUUGUAAGGACUCAGCUAAAUGUAUUGAAGGAAGAAUCUUAAAGAUUAAAGUGCUUACAGAUUUAGGAUUUUUUACAGAGGCUUUCCAUGAGCUAUCUUUGCUUAAUUGUGGAGAGGGAAUUCCAUGGAGAAUACCUGCAGGAUACAGAAAAAUUGAACAAAUUAAGCUGUUACAGAAAUUUGACUCCUCAAAAUCUCUCCUGACUGUUACAAAUUUACAGGUACUGGAAGACAUAUUUAAUUUGAGUCUAUCUUUAACAAUGGUGCCGAUGUGUAACCAACAAAUUAUGAACAAACUAACUUUAGUCAAAACACAUUCCAUCAUUUGCCUUUCUGCCACAAUAUACAACAUACCUGAAAAAGUGGAAAAACACAUCUAUACUGUUGAAAAAAACCCCCCGAAGGAGCCAAGCAGAAUUAGAGCAUCAAAGGCAAAAGGUGCUGCUGGUAAGAAUUCAAGACAAAAGGAACAAAGUGUCACAAUGGUGCAGCUUGUUGACUGUAAAGAUGAAUUAAAUAUGGCCAUGCUGAAGGGGAUUUUAUUAGCAGAAGCCGAAGAAAGUCUUAGCCGUCUUGUGCAGAACACACAGGACAAGUAUGAUGGGGAGAUAUCUCAGUGUUCUGCUGAAGAUUUAAAAGCUCUCAUUGAGGCCAAACUUCAGCUUGCCGCGAUUUCUCAGCAAAGGCAUCAAGCAGCUUGCAGUGUUGCUUUGGCUUUCUCUGCAAUUCGACUUCUCCAAGAUGCAAAAAUUUUUAGGAUGGAAAUGACACAUUUUCAAGAAGAAAAGGAUGAAAGUAUGUGUGAAAAUUUGGACUCUAAUGUUGAACUGCCUCUCGAUGUAGCAGCUGCACAAGAUCAUGUGAAUGUCCGUCUGUGGCUGAGGUGUCGUACAACGUUAGUGACUGCCCUAGUAACACAGAUACAUGGUGUUGCUGAUACGGAAGGAAAUAAUGUGGCUGAACGCAGAAGUGUGAUAGAUGAAGUGAUACUAGAGGCAGAAGCCUUUGGUGAUACUGAGACACAGGCUGAAAUGAUGGUGCAAGCUGCUAUUCUUGACCUGCAAGAAAAACAACCCGUGGCAACCAUUAAACUUCUUUUGCAGAAAAUCAUCAGUUUACUCCAGGAGGAUACAGUUAUUUCCCCUCCAGCUUCUUUGACUCUUGUGAGAAGUCUGGUUCUGCUGGCAGACAUGCUAACACUGCAGUCAGUAGAGGACACAGAACAUUGCUCUUCUACAGUGGAACCACUGAACUUACUAAUUUUGGCACAUGAGCUUACCAUUAAAGCAAUUUUUGUUUGUGGAGAACCCAUUGAACAGCAAAUAGAAGACAGCACAUUGACUUGCCUGGUCCUACCUCCAAAAAAUAUCUACUUGCCAUAUCUCAACUUGCUAGCCCAAGUCAAAAUGAGAAUUGGACAAACAUUAGCUGAAAAAACAGCUUGUACACCUGCAAGAGGAGAUCCACUCCAAUGGCUACGUGCUCUCAAACAUUUAGAAUCAGCAUUAAAGCUUUGCAGAGCAUCUGCAACAAAAAAAUUAGAUAUGGAAGCUGAACUUCUUUUUCAGAUAGGUAAGGUGGAAUGCCAGAUAACUCAAGCAGGUAAUAACAAGUCAUCUCCAGCUGUUGAAACCCUGUUGGAAGCUAUAAAACUCAGCCAGCAACAUGAUCAAAAAUUUGAGUUAAUAAGAAGAUCAUACCUUGAAAUAGCACUUUUAUAUUUGCAUUUUGCCACAAAUAAUGAGGCUGUGUCACAGACAGAUAAGAUGGUGUCUUCCAAAUCAAAAACAUCUUCUGGAAAACUCUCUACUAGUGAGGAGGCUCUAAAAUCAGAGGGCUACAAAGGACAAGCCUGGAUUGCAGUAAGAGCAGCUACACAGGUCAGUGAAGCUGUGCUUGCUUCUCAGCUGUUAAUUGGAAUGAAGAGUGUUAAAGAACAGAGCAUGAAUGAUGCAGUGCAACAGAAAAUCCCAGAAUUUGCUUCCAUGGAUCUUCUUGCUUCUUUCAGAGACUUCUUAUCUGGUGGAUACAGUGUUGUCUCUGAAAGUCCCAAAACCUCUUCUACUGAAAACAAACAAAUCAUACAGGACGAGCAGAGCCAAAGUGAAGGAACAGAAAGUCUUGCCAGCCAGAAGAAAGAGACAAUAACAUGGAUUCACUUAAUUCGCUACCACAUUUAUUUAAAAAGGCUUUAUAACACAAAUCCUCUAUUUGCUGCCCCUAACUCAGGACCUCGAUCAUGUUCUGCAAGAGAUGGACACCUUAGUUCUGUUUUUGACUCAGGGAUUGUUCUACGCAUAGCAGAAAUGCAUUCCUUUCUUAAAAACCAUUUGCUUGAAUAUUCAGUGUGUUGUCUUGAGAAUUUCCCAGAAGAGCUACAUGAUGCAGAAUUGCCACUUGGUAGUCCAGCUAGUUCUCCAAAGAUGUCUCUUGAAGUUACUGAAAUUUCAUCAAGGAUGCCACAUGUGAGAACAGCUUCUCCAGCUCCUGUCGUCACAGAAGCAGACGGUCAGACAGAGAGCAGGGCAGCAAAUGCUUCAAAUAAGGAAAUUAAUAUUCAGUGGUACAUUCCUUCUCUGGCAAAGCCAUCAAACGAUACAGAGACUAAGGUUUUGCUGCUUUAUGCUUACAAUACAAAGCCCGUCAAGAUGAGCAACAUCAAGAUUUUCAGCUCAAUGUCUGUGUUUUCAGGCUACUUGUGGAUUCCAUUGGCUAGAAUUAUUUCUUUACGGGAGAAAUUAUCUAAUCUGAAGCAGGAAGUUGAAAUGAUGCUGAGUUCUAAAAGCUUGUCCUCGGCUUCAGAACCUACAAGUUUUCUUGAAGAAAGUGAAACCUUGAAAAUAAUUCCUUCAAAAAACGCUGAAGUGACUGUUGCAAAAAUGCAUCUUGAUGAAAAAACAGAAGAAAUGGCUAAAAGCUGUUUGUCUGAAGUCAAAGCACUGCUGUCUGGUGCUCCAGCCCUGUCCUUGCCAUUAACUCAGCUCCCAUUUGAUGUUACUUUGCAAUCAAUAGAAAGUUUGGAAGAGAUGUUUGAUCCUGCUACUGGAUGUACAAUAACUGAGGAAAGUCUCUUCAAUUGGAUCAUUUCUCUGUUUCGCUAAAUUAUAUUUUUGCAAUAACUUAACCAGUUGCUGAGUGCUAUAGAUUUAGACUUAUGUUCUGGUGUUAAUAAAACAACCUCA